Messenger RNA from Panonychus citri (citrus red mite), 2433 nucleotides. RefSeq lists its product as uncharacterized. Bases 22 to 2274 code for a protein of 750 amino acids. NCBI's taxonomy places the organism in Eukaryota, Metazoa, Arthropoda, Arachnida, Trombidiformes, Tetranychidae. The transcript has 3 exons. The record is from RefSeq and is a predicted model, not a curated record.
AUUUAUUUAGUUGUUUUGAUUAUGAAGAAUAAAUCAAAGAAACGAGUUGAUUUGGAACGGAAAAGUGAUACUCCAACAGUGGCCAUCGCUCCAUCUGAUUAUCAACAUCUUUACGCCGGUGGUAGCACUACAAAGGAUCGUAAACAAUUGGUUGUCGAAGAGCCGAAACAGAGUGGAAGACAAGCCAAUCUUUUUCGAAAGAGUGACACUCCAACAGUGGCUAUUGCUCCUUCUGAUUAUCAACACCUUUACGCCGCCGAUGAUAUUUCUAAGAAUGGUAAACAAAUGGUCGGAGGGAAGUCGAGACAAGUUGGUAAACAAGCAAAUCUCAUGCAUAAGAGUGACACUCCAACAGUGGCUAUCGCUCCUUCUGAUUAUCAACAUCUUUACGCCGCCGGUAGCACUACAAAGGAUCGUAAACAAGUUGCUGUUGAGGAGCCGAAAAAAGUGGUUGGAGGGAAGUCGAGACAAGUUGGUAGACAAGCAAAUCUUAUUCGUAAGAGUGAAACUCCAACAGUGGCUAUCGCUCCCUCUGAUUAUCAGCACCUUUACGCCGCCGAUACUAUUUCUAAAGAUCGGAAACAAGUGGUUGUCGAGGAGCCGAAAAAAGUGGUUGGAGGGAAGUCGAGACAAGUUGGUAGACAAGCAAAUCUUAUUCAUAAGAGUGACACUCCAACAGUGGCCAUCGCUCCUUCUGACUAUCAGCACCUUUACGCCGCUGAUACUAUUUCUAAAGAUCGGAAACAAGUGGCUAUUGAGGAGCCGAAAAGAGCGAGCAGAAGUCAACAAGCUGAUUUAAGAAAGAAAAGUGAUACACCGACUGUCGCUAUCGCCCCGUCUGAUUAUCAACACCUUUAUGCCGCCGAUGAUAUUUCUAAGAAUGGUAAACAAGUGGUUGUCGAGGAGCCAAAUCAAAGUGGAAAACAAGCCAAUCUUAUUCGUAAGAGUGAAACUCCAACAGUGGCUAUCGCUCCCUCUGAUUAUCAGCACCUUUACGCCGCCGAUACUAUUUCUAAAGAUCGGAAACAAGUGGUUGUCGAGGAGCCGAAAAAAGUGGUUGGAGGGAAGUCGAGACAAGUUGGUAGACAAGCAAAUCUUAUUUAUAAGAGUGACACUCCAACAGUGGCUAUCGCUCCCUCUGACUAUCAGCACCUUUACGCCGCUGAUACUGUUUCUAAAGAUCGGAAACAAGUGGUUGUUGAGGAGCCGAAAAGAGCGAGCAGAAGUCAACAAGCUGAUUUAAGAAAGAAAAGUGAUACGCCAACUGUCGCUAUCGCUCCCUCAGAUUAUCAACACCUUUACACCGCCGAUGCGAUUUUUAAAGAUCGGAAACAAGUAGCUGUCGAGGAGCCAAAUCAAAGGGGAAGACGAGCCAAUCUCAUGCAUAAGAGUGAAACUCCAACAGUGGCUAUCGCUCCCUCUGAUUAUCAGCACCUUUACGCCGCCGAUAUUAUUUCUAAAGAUCGGAAACAAUCGAGACAAGUUGGUAAACAAGCAAAUCUCAUGCAUAAGAGUGACACUCCAACAGUGGCUAUCGCUCCUUCUGACUAUCAGCACCUUUACGCCGCUGAUACUAUUUCUAAAGAUCGGAAACAAGUGGCUGUUGAGGAGCCGAAAAGAGCGAGCAGAAGUCAACAAGCUGAUUUAAGAAAGAAAAGUGAUACGCCAACUGUCGCUAUCGCUCCCUCAGACUAUCAACACCUUUACACCGCCGAUCCGAAAAAAGUGGUUGGAGGGAAGUCGAGACAAGUUGGUAGACAAGCAAAUCUUAUUUAUAAGAGUGACACUCCAACAGUGGCUAUCGCUCCCUCUGACUAUCAGCACCUUUACGCCGCUGAUACUGUUUCUAAAGAUCGGAAACAAGUGGUUGUUGAGGAGCCGAAAAGAGCGAGCAGAAGUCAACAAGCUGAUUUAAGAAAGAAAAGUGAUACGCCAACUGUCGCUAUCGCUCCCUCAGAUUAUCAACACCUUUACACCGCCGAUGCGAUUUUUAAAGAUCGGAAACAAGUAGCUGUCGAGGAGCCAAAUCAAAGGGGAAGACGAGCCAAUCUCAUGCAUAAGAGUGAAACUCCAACAGUGGCUAUCGCUCCCUCUGAUUAUCAGCACCUUUACGCCGCCGAUAUUAUUUCUAAAGAUCGGAAACAAGUGGUUGUUAACCAACGUUCUAAUCGUCUUCAAUCCGAUGGUAUUUCUAAUGAUAUAAUCGAAUUUGUUUUCAGUUUUAUUCAACGGCAGCCCAAAAAAUAUUACAUCAAGCGAAAAACUAAAAAUUGAUUUUAUUGCUCGAAUCUAAAAUCAAUUCCAUUAAAUUGUUAAUCAUUUCGAUUCAAUAUUUUCGUAACUCCAUCUCUGUGAAGUAAAUGUAACUUUCCACAACCAUACGGUUAAAACUCAUGUGACUUUUCAUUAAACAAGAAAAAAGUUUUAAUUAAA